UAGAACGAAGCAUUAAUGGUGUUCCAAACAUAUUUGACACUUCUUGUUUUAGAUGACGACGAUCGACGAAUGCGUUUUAUCAAUGGCGAUGUCAAUGGCGUCUAUCAAUAUGGCGGUGUUCAAGAUGGAAAUGGCGGUGUUCAAGAUGGAAAUGGCGGUGUUCAGAAUGGAAAUGGCGGUGUUCAGUAUAGAAAUGGUGGUAAUCAAUAUGAAAAUGGUGGUGUUCUAUUUGGCGGUGGAGGGGCACACUGUGGACGGUAUUACUGCACACAUGGAUCCUGCCAGUACACAAACAUGAACGGGGUUGAGACCCAUAGUUGUACCUGUAGUCAGGGUUGGCAUGGUGAACAUUGUGAUCAAACGGAUCACGUGACCUCAUUCCAUGCCAAUGAUUGCACAAAUCACCAAUGUUUCCACGGCCACUGCGAAAGGGACGUGUACAAUAACGAACACUGUAAAUGUAAAGAUGGAUGGACAGGAUAUCAAUGCCAUAUCAACGUAGCGCAAACAGCAAAACCAGAUACCUUGACGGUUUAUAAUUAUGACCAAGAGUGCCAUUUCCAUGGUUAUUGGACUCAGUCGGGAUGCCUGUGUGACGAUCAUUGGUCGGGGAAUAGAUGUGAAUAUCUUCCAACAACAACAACAACUUCUACAACAUCAAAACCAAAUACCAUGAUGGUUAAAAAUAAUCAUUAUGACCAAGUGUGCAAUGACCAUGGUUAUUGGAUUCGUCAUUCGGGAUGCCAGUGUCACGAGAAUUGGUCGGGGGAUAGAUGUCAAUAUCCCCCAGGUUCUGGACAACAAGACCAUUGCCUUAAUCACUGUGGUGAACAUGGUACGUGUACAAGACACCAAUCACAUCAUGGAAAUGAGUACUGGAAUUGUAAGUGUGAUCAUGGAUGGCACGGGGAUCACUGUACAUUUCAAUACAUUGUGACUCAUAGUACACAUUGUCAUAAUACUUAUUGCGUGAAUGGAGACUGUACAUAUUAUCAAGACACAAUGGGUCAUAAAUGGGGAUAUCAUUGCAGGUGUCACCACGAUUGGGAAGGUGACCAUUGCGACCAAGAAAAAACAAGUAUGUAUCCUUAGACUAUGGAUAUAUACCAUUAACCCUUACCA
Messenger RNA from Ruditapes philippinarum (Manila clam), 1122 nucleotides. RefSeq names its product protein jagged-1-like. The transcript is spliced from 7 exons. NCBI's taxonomy places the organism in Eukaryota, Metazoa, Mollusca, Bivalvia, Venerida, Veneridae. Gene Ontology annotation, biological process: heterophilic cell-cell adhesion; establishment or maintenance of epithelial cell apical/basal polarity. The record is from RefSeq and is a predicted model, not a curated record. Bases 16 to 1092 code for a protein of 358 amino acids. Gene Ontology annotation, cellular component: plasma membrane; protein-containing complex.